Molecule: messenger RNA, 1425 nt
Organism: Ascochyta rabiei
Lineage: Eukaryota; Fungi; Ascomycota; Dothideomycetes; Pleosporales; Didymellaceae
Exons: 2
Coding region: 1-1425 (474 amino acids)
Molecular function (GO): methyltransferase activity
Source: RefSeq, a predicted model, not a curated record
AUGUCCGCCGGCCCGCUCCCGCACCCACAGCCUCCCACCACCUCCACACCACCUGCACCGCCUGCAUCGUCCGCAGAGCCUACCGUCACAACAUCAAACACAUCCACCCAACCACACACACCACACACCCCACAGCGUGGAGACACGGCGCAGCCCCUACACCAUGACGAGACACCACACCCAUCACGCCAUGACGAGACACCACACCACGUAGCCACCCACGACAACACCACCCACGACAACACCACCCACGACAACACCACCCACGACAACACCACCCACGACAACACCACCCACGACAACACCACCCACGACAACACCACCCACGACAACACCACCCACGACAACACCACCCACGACAACACCACCCACGACAACACCACCCACGACAACACCACCCACGACAACACCACCCACAACAACAACACCCACGACCACGGCGACCUCCAGCCCGUCACCCACCUCGAGCCCGACAGCGGCAGCGACACGGACAGCGCCUUCGACGCAAACUCGUCCACCAGCACCUCGCUCGCCUCGUCCAUCCUUAGCUACGAGUACUCCAACGGCCGCCGCUACCACGGCUACCGCAGCGGCGCCUACGUCCUGCCCAACGACGAGCAGGAGCAGGACCGUCUUGACCUGCUGCACCACAUCUUCACCCUCAUCCUCGGCGGCAACCUCUACGACGCCCCCAUCCACCCCCCACCGCGCCGCGUCCUCGACAUUGGCACCGGCACCGGCAUCUGGGCCAUUGACUUUGCCGACGAGUACCCGGGCUCAGAAGUCCUGGGCACCGACCUGUCGCCCAUCCAGCCCACCUGGAUCCCUCCCAACGCCAAGUUCUACAUCGACGACGCCGAGAGCGAGUGGGUCUACUCCCUAGACGAGCGCUUCGACUUCAUCCACGUCCGCACCCUCAGCGGCGCCAUUGCCGACUGGCCCAAGCUGACCCGCCAAGCCUACGCCCACCUGCACCCCGGCGGCUGGCUCGAGUUCCAGGAGCCCGUCGCCCUGUGCGAGAGCGACGACGGCACCAUUGACCUUGCCGAAGCCUUACUGAGGUGGCAGGCCCUGUGCAACGACGCUGCAAAAGUCUUUGCCAAGGACAUUCGCGUCGGCCACACGCUGAAGCAGCGCAUGCUCGACGCCGGCUUUGUCGAUGUCGCCGAAAAGGUCGUCAAGGUCCCCAUCGGCCCCUGGCCCAAAGACGCCCGUAUGAAGGAAAUCGGCCGCUAUCAGCGCGAGCACAUGGCCAUGGGCAUCGAGCCCUACACCUUUGGCUUCAUUGGCAAGAUCCUCGGCUGGUCCGAGCAAGAGUGCCGCGUUCUCAUAGCCCAGGUCACAAACGACGUGAGGCGAAAGGACGUCCACAUGUACAUCAAGUUCUACUUUGUCCAUGGCAGGAAACCUCAGAGUGCCGUGUGA